Messenger RNA from Cuculus canorus (common cuckoo), 5733 nucleotides. It is a transcript of the gene LIN28B, whose product is annotated as lin-28 homolog B. Gene Ontology annotation, molecular function: nucleic acid binding; zinc ion binding. Lineage: Eukaryota; Metazoa; Chordata; Aves; Cuculiformes; Cuculidae. The coding region runs from base 244 to 1020 and encodes 258 amino acids. The transcript is spliced from 5 exons. The record is from RefSeq and is a predicted model, not a curated record.
GGGCGGCGGGCAGGUGCGCGGCGGCUGCGGCGUGAGCGGGCGCUGGGGCCGCGUCCCCCCGCCGCCCCUCCCUCCCUCUCUUCCCGCCGCUCGCUUCCUUCUCCGACUUCUCUUCCUCCUCCGUUCCGUCCUCCCGGCGGCUCGCGAAAGGCGCAGCCCCCCCCCGCGGGGGCGCCCGUCGGCGGGGUGCGCAGCCCCGCUUCGCCCGGCCACCAUGGCGCGCGGGAGGUUCCUCAGAAGACGAUGAGGUCAUUCAAGAAGGUCUCCUCAGGCUCAGCAGGGGCGAGUAAAGGUGGAGACGAGCCCGGGAAGUUGCCGGAGCAGGAAGAAGAGGAAGAAUCCCAGGUUUUGCACGGAACCGGCCAUUGCAAAUGGUUCAAUGUGAGAAUGGGAUUCGGGUUCAUCUCCAUGAGCAACCGAGAGGGAAGCCCUUUGGAGUCUCCGGUUGAUGUCUUUGUACACCAAAGCAAGCUUUACAUGGAAGGAUUUAGAAGCCUAAAAGAAGGAGAACCAGUGGAAUUUACUUUUAAGAAAUCUUCCAAAGGCCUUGAAUCAAUACGGGUAACAGGCCCUGGUGGGAGCCCCUGUUUAGGAAGUGAAAGACGACCCAAAGGGAAGACAGUACAAAAAAGAAAACCAAAGGGAGAUAGAUGCUACAACUGUGGCGGUCUCGACCACCACGCUAAAGAAUGUAGUCUACCUCCGCAGCCAAAGAAGUGCCAUUACUGUCAGAGCAUCAUGCACAUGGUGGCUAACUGCCCCCAUAAAACUGUCUCGCAGCAGCCCACUAGUUCUCAGGGAAGACACGAAGCUGAGCCGCAGCCUUCCACUUCUGCUUUCCCGAGAGAAGGGGGAGGAACGCAUGGCUACUCAUCUCCAUCAUACUCUCAGGAGGGCAGGUUGGAGAUCUCAGAUCAUGCGGGCAGGUCACCACAGGAAGCUUCAUCAAGUAAGUUGUCUGUGUCACCCGAAGAACCGAGCAGAAAAGGGCCUUCUGUUCAGAAAAGGAAAAAAACUUAAAACAUUUGUCAUAACUUUCAAUUUUCUUUAUCCUCUUGGGAUGUCUACCUCAUGCAAGUACAGGGGAAAUAAUUUCAUUAUCAGUACCUGACCUGGAAUUUUAACUACUGUUGAGGAACUGUGAAUUUUUUUUCUUUGACAGACAAAUCACUCCAAGCAAAGUACAUUUGAGCAGGGUGCAUUAUGUUUUACCUUCUGUAAGUGUGUAUGAGUGUGCAUACGCAUGUGUGUAUGUGUACAUAUCUAUAAAUAUAUAUUUUUUCCAUCAGACCACUCUCGAGCUCCCACAAGACAUUACUGUGAAACAAUAGGCACAGUAUCCACAUAUGUUCCUGAACUCAUUCCUAGAACCUAUUUCCAAACAUGUUUAAAAAAAAGAAACAAACAAGAAAACCAAGAAAUCUCCUUCAAAACCAAACCAGACCUGAAAAACAACACAGAGAAGUGAGAUCCAAGACUGUUACUUCUCUUGUGAACCAAAGGAUACUUUCAUAUUUAAAAGCUGCCGUAUGGUACUAAAUAGAUACUAAGACAUCCCCCAUGCCAUCAAUUUGAGUUAUUUUCUUUCUCAUCUCCACAAAGUAUCAAACCCCCUUCCCUCCCUGUGUGCCCAUGCAGGGCAGUGUCAUGGCUUGGCAUGGCUCUCAUUGCCCCCAUCCUUUGUUGGUGUGGAGUUUAAAGCUCCAGAAAAGACAAUGAAUGUGUAGCUUCUGUGCUGGUUUCUCAAAAUGUUUUGUUAAAUUAAUAUGGUUGUAAUUGUAAUUAUAGGUGACUGUUAUGUAGGGGAGAAUGUAUAAGUUGUUACCAAACAGACCCUUUUUGAGUGGAAUCAGGAUACUAUCCUGUUUAACCCUUUCAAUUCUGUGAACAUUUAGGGGACCUUUGUGGCAGUAGCAGCAGCAGCAGCAACUUCUCUUGGUCCCACAUAGUGCCCCUCAAUUUGAAGAGUCUUCUGUCUUAUUUUCUGUUGAAAUGCAAUUGAGACAACUCCCUAGUGAUUUUUGUUGUUGAUGUCCAUUUUGGUUUUGAAAGAAAACAAAAUGCAAAGCUAAUGAGAUCCUGGGAUAUAUACUUUAAGAAUAAAGGUAGAUUAGUACUUGGGGUUGCUCAGCCAGCCUCCCUUGCAGAUGGUAAAAGCAUACGUACAGCCAAGAACAACAGGUGUCUGCUGCAGACAAGCCUGAGUGAAGGAAUCUGCAGGUUUGCCAGAAGCCAUGGGUGUCAUCUGCUUCAUGUGAACUGGAGACUGUUGCUGACCAGCCUCAGUCCAGAGCGUGCUGGGACCACACACUUCUACAUUAAGGAGGAGAAAGACUGGUGGCCUCAGAGUGAGACUCCCUGGGCUGCAGCCCUUGCUCAGGGUUAAUAGAGUUGUAGCCUAUCAAAACUUCAAGUCGCUUUCCGUUUGUAACUCCUGAAUUACCAAGUCAUACGUAAGAUAACGUACUUUGACAAAUCCCAUUGCAGAUGUAAGUUAAUUAGAGAAACCUGUAUAAUCCUUAACGUUGGCAAUAAACACAGGCUGUUAAAGCUUGAAAGAGUCAGGUAGGUUUAAGCUUGGAUAAUCAAACUAAAGAAACAGCCUGCGGGAAAUGCUACAGCGAUUAAGUCCUGUACAAAGUCCUACACAUGGUACCUCCUUUGCAGCUGAUUGUUACAACAGGUAUGCAGCUGGUUUAUUACGUGGCCUUCCCCUUCCCACUUGUCCUGCCAGAUGAGACUUUUACUAUUGCUGCUGCUGCUGCUUCAGUGAACAGGCAGUAAUCAAAUGCCUCAGUGAAGGGCACGAUUUCAAGAUAGCUAUUUUGUGUGAAUUCCUUGCCAGUGUUUGUGAGACUUUCAAUGGUUUAUACUGAAGUUCUCAGUAUGCUAAUGCAAAGCUUACCUUUGACGAUAUUGAAUGUGAUAUACUUAUAGAGAAGAACUUCCUUGCCUUACGUAAGGAUAGUAAACUUAUUUAAAUUAUGUAGACAAAUCAAAGUGGCAUUGCUUAACUUUCUAGCCGGUGUAAAAACCAGGUUAAACAGCAAAGAUGCAAAACUUAGGUCACUUUGAAAAUUUAAACCAAAGUUCCUUAUAGAAUAGGCAAUUGUGGAUUUGAAAACUGGUCAUUCCCUGUUUAUAUGUAACAAGUUCAGAGCUGAGAUAAGGAAGUAUUUUUAACAUGCAGAUUGUAAUUGGUGCUCUUUGAAAUCAUCGUGCGCACCAAAGUCAGACUGAACUCCUAAGAGCACAUACCAAACCCUAUCUUAUUGUUGAAAGCUUAAGGUUUUAUUUUUAUAUAUUAGAAUGUUAUCACUAUUACAUAACAUACUCAGGACAAAGAACUUUGCUCAGGGAAUAUACCAUGUAAUGUUUUUUCUUUACAGAGUAGUCUACAGACCUGCUUACUCAGAACAAACCAAAUAGUCUUAGACCUUUGUAUCUUUAUAUAAGUAUUAUGUACUGAUAUUAGUAACUACCUCUGAGUUGACAUAGACCUACACUUCUGAUAAUCAGAUCUCUGCGUUUUGUGUUAUAAGUUCCUGUGAAAUGAAAAAGUGGUGUUGUGUACUGGUUGCUUAUAUAAGCAUUCGUGUCUUUACAUUCACAGGGUCUGAGUUUUCAGAGAGGCUAGGCAACCACAGCUCCCACUGAUUUCCCGUUGGAGUUACUGGUGCUUAGCUUUUCUAGAAGGGGAGGGAUGGACGACAAGGGGUGGAGGGAAAAGAGAAGAAACACAAAAGCAUCAAGCCCACUUUGUUUACAUAGGUGACAAUAAAAUUAUUAUUCUGUUUACAGCAAAAGACUACCUCAUAUUUACUGCAUGAACACACCUUUGUGCUGCUCUAGCCUUAAAGGUGGCUGUUGAUCUAUGGUACAUAAUUUUUAUCUGUACUAAAUAAGUAACUGAUAGUUCACCGCUGCAUACAUUAUGGCAAAUACUUAAGAUUAACCAUUCGUUUGAAAUUAUGAGAUGUUUCCAAACAUUUCUUUAAGAGUUUUUGUUUUUCUGUCUAAAGGAUUAUGGGCACUGUUCAUGAAAAUAAAUACAUCUCCUAAAGAGACAUGUACGUGCAGUGCAAGCUGCAGCAGGUACCUACUUAGCACUGGGCUGCCCUAGAAAAAAAAUCUAGCUGUACUCCUUCAAUAGCCUGUUCCAAAUAAGCAAAGAACCCUUUAAAGGAAGAGGCACAGACUGAGUUUGGGAUUCUUCCUUCAUGUCUAAGGACAAAAUUAAUAUUCUGCAGCAUCGGCUCAGCCUAGAUUUCCCCUAUUCACCAGCCUGUCCUUGCCAGGAUGCUUCACAAUAAAACUCAUUUGAGUAGAAAUAGUUCAACUAUCUGCUCAGACAGAUGUAUUUUUCUCCUAACAAUACUGGAGAUAAGGUUAAAACUGGAACAAGAAUCUCCCUCCCUCCCAUUCCCCAAAAUACUUGAUGUAGUCAUAAGCGUUGUGAGGUGGUUUUUACUCUUGCCCCAAGAAGAGGUCAUUGUAUUUAUUUACAUGCCACAGAAGUUAGGCCAUGAGGAAGGCUUGCAUUUGGAGGAGGAGCCAGGUAACUUUUUGCUACAGUUGAUGAUUAAUCUGGCGAUACUGCUUUUAGCCAGCUUUCAGAGUGCCAAACACCACAUUUGGAUUCUACUUCUUCCCUCUGUAGGCCACCUUUUUCAGCCCAGUUUUACUUUGCAUCAGUGUUAUCCUUGAGUUCCUGCUCAGUCAUACUUAGUUUUGUGAAUAGCGCCCCAUAAAAAGUGUUUAUAGAUCUUGUAACAUUCUUUGUAAGAAGAGUUAUUAAAAAAAACAUGGGAAAUCUCAUUGAGUCUUAAAGUUAAUUUAAUUAAUUUAUCUGUAAGAAAUGUUUAUCAUAAAAAAUAUAUAUGUAUUUCCCUGCGCUAGAUGUAAAAGUAAUUGGAAAGAUAUGAACAUCUGCAGAUGCACUGAUUCUUAAUUUUUUUAGAAGUCUUAAUGAGAUUUGAGUAUUGGUUUAGAAACAAGCAGAGCCUUGUUAAAUGCAUCAAUCUUACUUUGCUUAGUAUAUCAACAGCCUCUUCUUUAAGAUCGUUGGUUGUGUUACCCCUGUUACAACUGUUGACUGCUAACAAGAGGUCGAUCUAUGAACACACACUUCUUUUUUUAUACUAAAGCGGAGCUGGGUAUUACCAGCUUCGGCAGUGUUUUUAUGAGAAUGUUGAAAAGUACCAAGAUAUUUGCUACCAUUGUCAUUGAACCAAAUGUAAGAGCAACCAUCUUUACAAAGGGUAAUGGUUUUUACUACCUCUUGGAUUACUAAGUUAAGCGACAACUGGCUGACAAACAUCACCAGACUGGCUUAAACUAGUAUGUGUUGCUUGUGGUAAUAAUAACAGUAACCGUACUAGAGACCAAAGUGAACACUGAUUUCUAUUAAGUCAUUAAUACUGUGUCUUAUCUAGUGUUUCUAAAUUAUCUUCUGUAGUGUAGAUUACCUCAUUGUCCAUUUUGACUUGUAUGUUGUUUACAAGGUGAAAUAAAAGAAAAAUCACUUGAAUUUUAAGUUUUAUGGAAAAGACAGGAAGAUGAAGUUUUGAAAGUCAUUUCACCUGUUUACACUCUUGAGGGACUAAAGCACUGAUUGCCUUUCUGCAUAUCAUGUAUUUUAUAUUCUCAUUUCAUGCCUAAUGUCUUUUUUUCCUGUCAGUCAUGGAUAUUGUGAGGUUUAAAAGAAUUACUUGAUUAAAAAUAAAACAUAUA